AUGUAUCCACCAUCACAGCCUCCAUCUGGACCGCAAUGUGGCCCAGGACAAAAACUAGGUCCGUUUGGUCAAUGUAUUAGUGCCGGAGUUCCACCUAGCCCACCAUCACCGUCUCCAUCUGGACCGCAAUGUGGUCCGGGACAAAAAAAAGGUCCAUAUGGUCAAUGUAUUAGUGCCGGAGUUCCGCCUAGUCCACCAUCACGGCCUCCAUCUGUACCGCAAUGUGGCACAGGACAAAAACUAGGUCCGUUUGUUCAAUGUAUUAGUGCCGGAGUUCCACCUAGCCCGCCAUCACCGACUCCAUCUGGACCGCAAUGUGGUCCGGGACAAAAACAAGGUGCAUAUGGUCAAUGUAUUAGUGCCGGAGUUCCACCUAGUGCACCAUCACCGCCUCCAUCUGGACCGCAAUGUGGCCCAGGACAAAAACCAGGUCCGUUUGGUCAGUGUAUUAGUGCCGGAGUUCCACCUAGUCCACCAUCACCGCCUCCAUCUGGACCGCAAUGUGGCCCAGGACAAAAACCAGGUCCGUUUGGUCAAUGUAUUAGUGCCGUUGUUCCACCUAGCCCGCCAUCACCGACUCCAUCUGGACCGCAAUGUGGUCCGGGACAGAAACAGGGUCCAUAUGGUCAAUGUGUUAGUGCCGGAGUUCCACCUAGUCCACCAUCACCGCCUCCAUCUGGACCGCAAUGUGGCCCAGGACAAAAACCAGGUCCGUUUGGUCAAUGUAUUAGUGUCGGAGUUCCACCUAGCCCGCCAUCACCGACUCCAUCUGGACCGCAAUGUGGUCCGGGACAAAAACAAGGUCCAUAUGGUCAAUGUGUUAGUGCCGGAGUUCCACCUAGUCCACCAUCACCGCCUCCAUCUGGACCGCAAUGUGGCCCAGGAUUAAAACCAGGUCCGUUUGGUCAAUGUAUUAGUGCCGGAGUUCCACCUAGUCCACCAUCACCGCCUCCAUCUGGACCGCAAUGUGGCCCAGGACAAAAACCAGGUCCGUUUGGUCAAUGUAUUAGUGUCGGAGUUCCACCUAGCCCGCCAUCACCGACUCCAUCUGGACCGCAAUGUGGCCCGGGACAAAAACAAGGUCCAUAUGGUCAAUGUGUUAGUGCCGGAGUUCCACCUAGUCCACCAUCACCGCCUCCAUCUGGACCGCAAUGUGGCCCAGGAUUAAAACCAGGUCCGUUUGGUCAAUGUAUUAGUGCCGUUGUUCCACCUAGCCCGCCAUCACCGACUCCAUCUGGACCGCAAUGUGGUCCGGGACAGAAACAGGGUCCAUAUGGUCAAUGUGUUAGUGCCGGAGUUCCACCUAGUCCACCAUCACCGCCUCCAUCUGGACCGCAAUGUGGCCCAGGACAAAAACCAGGUCCGUUUGGUCAAUGUAUUAGUGCCGGAGUUCCACCUAGCCCGCCAUCACCGACUCCAUCUGGACCGCAAUGUGGUCCGGGACAAAAACAAGGUCCAUAUGGUCAAUGUGUUAGUGCCGGAGUUCCACCUAGUCCACCAUCACCGCCUCCAUCUGAACCGCAAUGUGGCCCAGGACAAAAACCAGGUCCGUUUGGUCAAUGUAUUAGUGCCGGAGUUCCACCUAGUCCACCAUCACCGCCUCCAUCUGGACCGCAAUGUGGCCCAGGACAAAAACCAGGUCCGUUUGGUCAAUGUAUUAGUGCCGGAGUUUCGCCUAGUCUACCAAGUCCGCCAUCUGGUCCACAAUGCGGCCUGGGAGAAAGAAUUGGACCUUAUGGACAAUGCAUUCCUCUAAGACAGACACCGAUUUCACCACCUGUCUCUAGUCCACCCAGUACUGGACCUAGACCAACAUCUCCGACCAGGAUACCUGACAAAACUGGAUCGGGUAGUAACGUUCAAUUGACGAACUUAACUGAUGCUUCUAGAAUACCUGUUGGCUGUGCUGCUGCUUUGAAAUGCGUCCAGGAAAUCUACUGUAAUGCUGACGGUUUUGUUAGUCCCGUGCCUGUUGUUUUGAGCCCUCAACAGCAGUCAUUAAAAGCAGCAACGACAGCUUGUCGUGAUCGUGAAUCAGGCACAACCGGAGUUUGUUGUAGAGAUCCGUAUUACCAAGAUCCUUGGCCGUCAGCGAAUCUAAAGAAUGGCAUCGAUGACGGUCAGUAUGCUGAGGAUGACUCCAUCGGACAGUACCACGGAGAAAGAAAAUAG
Sitophilus oryzae (rice weevil) is the source of this 2172-nucleotide messenger RNA. RefSeq names its product basic proline-rich protein-like. NCBI's taxonomy places the organism in Eukaryota, Metazoa, Arthropoda, Insecta, Coleoptera, Curculionidae. The record is from RefSeq and is a predicted model, not a curated record. The coding region runs from base 1 to 2172 and encodes 723 amino acids. The transcript has 4 exons.